AUGUCUUCUUCCUACGACGGAAGAUACCAAUCUCAAUCUCAGUAUGCUCCAUCUGCGCCUCAACAACCUCCAUAUUCUAGUUACUAUAACACUUCUACUUCCAAUGUUCCUCCGCCUUCAAAUUCUUCCGCCAAUUACUAUUACGCAAACGUUUCUUCAUCUGGGUAUUCCAGUUUUCCACCAGGGACACCCCAGGACGUGAUUAACAGCUUUCAGAUGGUCGAUAGAGAUCGGAGUGGCUUCAUCGAUGAGCGGGAAUUGCAGCAAGCUCUCUCUUCUGGGUUUCACCGCUUUAAUCUCAGGACCAUUCGUCUCCUCAUGUUCCUCUUCAAGAACCCACACCAACCCCUCACAGUUGGACCAAAGGAAUUUGCAGCACUCUGGAGUUGCCUUGGUCAUUGGCGAGGCAUAUUUGAGAGAUAUGACAAAGACAGGAGUGGGAAAAUUGAUCCAUUAGAACUAAGAGAUGCUCUGUAUGGUAUUGGUUAUGCUGUGCCUGGUUCAGUCCUACAACUUCUGCUUUCCAAGUAUGGUGAUGGAAGUGGAAGAAGGGUUGAGCUUGGUUUUGACAGUUUCGUCGAGUGUGGCAUGAUCAUUAAGGGUCUGACUGAUAAAUUUAAGGAGAAGGACACACGAUAUACGGGUUCAGCUACACUUUCAUACGAUGCCUUCAUGACCAUGGUGCUACCUUUCCUUGUAUCUUACGAUUGA
Molecule: messenger RNA, 711 nt
Organism: Sphenostylis stenocarpa
Lineage: Eukaryota; Viridiplantae; Streptophyta; Magnoliopsida; Fabales; Fabaceae
Source: the annotation of a GenBank genome assembly